UUGUUUACUGAGCACUGCAGUGGAGAAAAAUACAUUCACAUAGUGAGAAGGGCAGAAGUGCGUUACAAAAGAAAUAUAGAAAUAAAGAAAAAAGAUGACACCAGCCUACAUUCUGCUGCUCUUCUUUCAGUGCUGCUGUGUCUCAGGGCAGCUUGGAAAUAACUUCAGUCAUCUGGCUAACCUGGCAUUGAAGGUUUCUGUCGAUAAAGUCAACAGGCAGUCCAGCAAUUUCAACCUGCACAGGCCAACAAGCAGUGUGGUCCGAGAGAUCACACUGGGACGUGAUAAUACAUAUGAUAUCCUGCUUGAUUUCGGAAUAAAGGAGACAGUCUGUCUGAAAUAUACCAGGAGACCAUACAGGAAUCAUUGCCAUUUCAAACAGGGACGUCUUGCGUCAAAGAAAUUGUGCUCCAGUCUUGUGCGUGUUGGCAGCAUUUCUGUUGCUCCUCUGGGCAUCAGUUGUCUGGCUGAAACAGCUGCGCUUGGGUCCAGCUCAGAGUCCAGCAGUGAAGAGGUCAUUAUCCAGCGGACAGGACGGGUUCCUCUGGGCUCUUUGUCUUCAGGAGUCAUUCUGUGUCGAGGAGAGUUUAACUGUUCGAGAUUACUACUGUGAUUUCAUGAAAUGUGAUUACAAUAGACAGACAAACAGAUAAACCUCCAACUGAUGUUUCAAAUAAAACAGUAACUUUACAUGAAAUUGUUUUGCUUUAAAAAGAUACAUUUUCAACCAAGAAAAUACUAUAAUGAAAUAAUUAUCUCCUUAUUUCGCUGUACAUUCUGUGGUAAACAAACAAGGAGUGUCUCUUAUAACAUUAAAUGUGUAAAAUUAAAAGUGUGUGUAGUUAAUUGCUGCAGUAUAGCCUUAAUCUCUUGAGCAAUGUUCAACCCAAGGCACAUUCUUUUACAGUUCCAUCAUAGUUUAAUCAGGCAUAUAAACGUGUGCAACACAUAUUUGUAGCUAGCUAUAUUUGUAGAUUUUUAAAACAUUAUGCAUGUAUUAUAUAGUGUAUUGUCCAUAAUGGACUAACAUUGUUAUUCAUUGUAAAUCAAGAGGAUUCAGCAUAAGAAGCUUUUAAUCGUAUGAUGAUAAUGAACCAUCAAAAUAACAAGAACUUGGACAACAUUCUGUGUGAUUAACACAUUUAUAUUGUUCACUUUAAAUGUAACAGACAUUUACUUCCCCAUUUAUUUAACUAAAGGUUCCUGACUUUAAGAAGCAGCAUUAGCUCUGUACUCCUCCCUGUAAAGAGAACUCUAUCUAUUCCUACAUUUCAUUGCUCAGCCUUUCAAAAUGAAAGACUUUUGGAGA
Messenger RNA from Sinocyclocheilus anshuiensis, 1309 nucleotides. RefSeq names its product secreted phosphoprotein 24. Bases 95 to 613 code for a protein of 172 amino acids. Gene Ontology annotation, biological process: bone remodeling. The record is from RefSeq and is a predicted model, not a curated record. The transcript is spliced from 4 exons. NCBI's taxonomy places the organism in Eukaryota, Metazoa, Chordata, Actinopteri, Cypriniformes, Cyprinidae. Gene Ontology annotation, cellular component: extracellular region.